UUUGUUUUCGCCAAAACUAACACACAAGCUUUAACAACUUCGCUACACGCCGCACUGCUUUUUCCCCAAUAUCAGCUCCUCUUUCUAUAAACUGCAAAACCCCUUUUAAAUUCUCCAUUCAAAUCCUUCUAUGUUCUCUAUAUAGCACCACUCAGAGCUUCCAAAACCCUAGAAAGUUAACAAUUUCACAAUUUCUGGGUUUUUUAGGGUUUUGGAAAAUUAGUUUUUUUGAAGAAAAGCGUCGUAUAUAUGGAGAGCAGCAUAGGGAAAGAUAGCAACGAACGUGUUCCUUUGUCAGGGGUGGUAGCUGAUUGUGUGAAGCGUUGGUUUAAGGAUACUUUAAGGGAGGCUAAAAGUGGUGAUGUUAAUAUGCAGAUUUUGGUUGGUCAGAUGUAUUAUAGUGGCUAUGGUGUUUCUAAGGAUGCUCAAAAGAGUAAACUUUGGCUGACGAAAGCAUCAAGGGUUAGAUCUUCAGUUUGGAAAGUUGGAGACAAGCGUCCAGGUUAUAAUGCAAGUGAUUCUGACUCUGACGAAUCGGAUGAGGACUCUUAACGAGACUAAAUCUUGUCACAUCCCUCAAUUCUGAAAGGUAUAUGCAUUGUGCGACAUCAUGCUUCUUCAUAGGCACCACAUGGACGUUCUUCCAGUUAUACAUUUGCUUUGUGAUUAGUGUAUUGUUUGCUACAUUUUUUUUAUCAAUCAAUGAAAAAGAAAAGUGACAUUAAUUGACUAUUGAGCAAAUUGUUUGAUGGUAAUUGAGGUUUCUUUUGCGAUUUCCAUGACAUGGCCCCGUAUCAUGCAAAUAGAAUAGGGACGAAUCUAGAAUUAUAGUUUUAUAUGAUUUUGAAAUUUGUCUUAUAUAUCAUUUUAUGUACGCGUUUGUCUAUAAAAUGAUGUAAAACUCUGCAGUUUUAUAGACUCAUUUGUUUGGUUUCA
Vicia villosa (hairy vetch) is the source of this 936-nucleotide messenger RNA. RefSeq lists its product as uncharacterized. NCBI's taxonomy places the organism in Eukaryota, Viridiplantae, Streptophyta, Magnoliopsida, Fabales, Fabaceae. Gene Ontology annotation, molecular function: protein binding. Bases 250 to 552 code for a protein of 100 amino acids. The record is from RefSeq and is a predicted model, not a curated record. The transcript has 4 exons.